Messenger RNA from Galdieria sulphuraria, 1417 nucleotides. Its product is annotated as SOUL heme-binding protein. The coding region runs from base 136 to 1362 and encodes 408 amino acids. The transcript has 2 exons. The record is from RefSeq and is a predicted model, not a curated record. Lineage: Eukaryota; Rhodophyta; Bangiophyceae; Galdieriales; Galdieriaceae.
GGCAAUUCUUGUUGAUUUGAUGGUUUUUGACGAAACUUUUGUACGUUGAGUGCAACUUGUCGUGUUUUUCUGGAGAAUCUUUUUAGUUUUAUCUUUAUUGUGGAGUUUGACUCAAAACUUAAAAGAUGUAACUUGAUGUUUAAAACCUCACUGAUGGUAGGAGAAUUUAAUAUCAAGAAAUUAGCUUUCUCCUAUAUACUGCACAUUCAAGGAGUCAUGCUAAUUUUGGAAAUUGGACUGCAGUUACAUCUAAUCAUCUUUGAAUUAGACUUUUCUUCGAAGUUUACUGCUCAGGAAUUUACUUUCCUUACAAGCUGCAUCAACAACGUGUUCAAAUUACACCCUCUAUCUCAUUUCUCUGUUACUCAUUCUCCUGUUUUGCAUAGCCUUUUGUCUUUCUCUCUACAGGAAAUUUUUCAGCUGUUCUCUUUGGAGUUUUCUUUUAGAAUUAUUCCUUGCGUUGCCCACAAAUUCUUUUAUACAUACUCUCAAUUAUCUUGUCGAAUCUGGCAAGGAAAUCUCUACGUACUAUUAUCUAUCAACACCUUAUUUACUUCUUACGCUGAAAAUAGACUGUCUCUUUUUCUACUCUUCCAGGAUAAAGUCACCAGAGUUUCAUUAAAGGCCAUUUUAGUGGCAAAUAUCAAAUAUAAAAACAGUAUCAGUAUAUUUCAGGCUUCAUCUCGAUAUGGAAAAAAAAGGAAUUUCCAUGGAACCCCAACAUUUGUUGAGCUCAGUAAAAAUCUGAUUGGAGAGAUACCUGAUAUGGGUUCUGUUGUGGGAAAAGUUUCAGUAGAACAGCCUUUGUAUGAGAUAGAAAAAAAGACAAGUGAAUAUGAAAUAAGAAAAUAUCCAAGUUUAAGAGUGGCUGAAGUUUAUCGUUCAGAACUGAAGGGAGAGACGUCCAACUAUGACUUUGAGUCUCAAGCAUUUAGAAUACUAGCUUCAUAUAUAGGGGUAUUUGGAGAACCGAAAAACAAAGACAACUCGAACCAACAAGUAAAGAUAUCUAUGACGGCACCAGUCCUAUCUAAGCCUAUUGAAGCGUUGGAAACGCGAAGCAGUGGCAACAGUAUGGCUUUUAUAUUACCAAAAGAAUACUCGGAACAAAAAGAACCACCGGAACCAGUUGACUCACGAGUCCACUUGCGUGUUGUUCCACCAAGGAAAGUUGCGGUGGUUACUUUUCGAGGAACUGUAAACCGUGAAACUUUAGAGGCCGAGAGAGCUGAAAGGUUUAUGGAGCAGUUGAAGAAGGAUGGUUAUCGUUUACUUUCUUCAGAGUGGGAACUUGCUCGAUACAACCCUCCUUUUACUCCGCCACCUCUUAGACGCAAUGAGAUAUUAGUGCAGGUAGACUAGUUUUGAAGGGGUCUUUUUGUAUAGUAAAGGAUUGGUCGGGUUUACACUUAGGACU